Molecule: messenger RNA, 26337 nt
Organism: Clonostachys solani
Lineage: Eukaryota; Fungi; Ascomycota; Sordariomycetes; Hypocreales; Bionectriaceae
Source: the annotation of a GenBank genome assembly
AUGGCUUCAGCCAUCUGCGCCGUGUGGCUGGCUCUGACUGGAAGCGAGGUUCAACAUGUCGACAUAGCGAUCAAAACAAGAACCAAUGACGUUGGUGGCAAAGAAAAUAACGAUAUUUGUCGAAUCCAAGGGGGCAACCUGGACAUGGACGAGGCACUUCGACGUCUCGCCGAGCAGGAUGCCCGUGAGGCCAUGUCUGCACCACGUGCUUCCAAAGUGCAGCUAAAAAGCCACUGUGCUCUGUGCCCAAGAUCUCUGCUGUUGAUCCAUGAAGGAUCCACAGACGACCUGAUGGAAAAAAGGCUCGAUUCUCGGACGGAAGAAGUCCAUGACCUUGGCUUUUUUGACGAAGCAUCCACUGAGGAAUAUGGCUCCAUUGUACACUUUUUCCACACGCACGGAGGAUGGAAGGUGUCAGUCAAACGCUGCGUCCAUCUUUCCCAAGUAGAUGAAGACCACCAAGAGCCCCUAUUGGAGGACGCCUUGGGAAGGCUUUUCGGGCGAGAUUUCCUAAACGCCUCGUCGGUUGGCGAUUCCUCAACGAGUAUCCAAGAUCUUCAACGUAUCUGGACGUGGAACGCCACUGCGCCAGCAGCUGUUGAAACAUGUGUACACGACCUUUUUACCAACAAGCUCAGAGAACAACCUGCCGCGCCUGCUGUUUGUGCUUGGGAUGGCAAUCUGACGUACAAGGAGCUCGACACGUUGUCUGAUACACUGGCCAGUCACCUCACUGCCCUGGGCGCUGGUCCAGGGACCAUUAUACCCCUAUGCUUUGAAAAGUCCAUGUGGGUUCCAGUGGCCAUGAUGGGAGUCAUGAAGGCUGGAGCUGCAUCUGUUGCGAUGGACUCGAGCCACCCAACAGCUCGUCUACGCACGAUCGUGCAGCAGGUACACUCCCACUCAAAUUCAAAGCGGCCCUUCGUUCUAUCAUCAAAGAAGAAUCAAGAGCUAUGCCGCGCAAUACUGCACGAUGCUGCGGAGGAGCCCUUGUUGCUUAUUGCGGAAUCAUUAGCGAAAGAUACAGCCAACUUGUCGACUUGGAAACAAGCCACUGUCCAGCCAAAUGAUUUACUCUACGUUGUCUUUACUUCCGGCAGUACUGGAACUCCUAAAGGAGCAAUGAUUAGCCAUGGAAACUUCAGUAGCGCCGUCCAUCACCAGCAAGCUACCCUUGGAUUUCAACAGACUUCCCGUGUAUUCGACUGUGUGUCAUACGCCUUUGACGUCGCAUGGUCCAAUGUUAUACAUACACUCGCCGCAGGGGGUUGCAUCUGCAUCCCAAGCGAUAGUGACCGGCAAGGCGAUAUUGGGGCGGCAAUGAGAUCCUUGAGGGUGACAGAUGCGCAUUUGACACCGACUGUCGCGCGGUUGAUCGAUGCCAAGUCUCUGCCUGACCUUCGUUCUAUAAUGUUUAUCGGGGAGAAGCUAAAUCAAUCAGAUGCCUUGCCCUGGAAAGAGAUUGAGCGUGUUCAAAACACCUAUGGCCCAGCCGAAUGUACAGUCACAAAUACUUUUUCCACCAUCCAACCAGGAGACAUUGGCGAGCCAAGCAUAGGAAGAGGAUGCGGAACAAUCACUUGGAUCGUGCGCUCUGAUGCCACUCUUGCAGCAAUCGGCGAGGUCGGAGAGCUCUGGCUCGAGGGACCGCUCGUCGGCCAAGGCUAUCUAGGCGACCCGGAGAAGACAGACGAAGUCUUCAUCCACGACCCAAGCUGGUUGCUUCAAGGCGCUCCGGGAUUGCCUGGCCGCCAUGGGCGUCUUUAUCGGACUGGCGACUUGGUACGAUACAAUGCCGACGGUAGCCUCCAGUUUAUAGGCCGCAAAGAUGACCAGGUCAAGAUUCGUGGGCAGCGUGUCCAGCUUGGCGAUGUUGAAUGUCACCUUCAGCGAUGUCUUGAACAUUUAACAGAGACUCAAGUUCAUGUCGUUGCCGAAGUUGCACAACCGUCGGGCAACGGCGAACCGCUGCUUGUCGCUUUUCUCGGUGCCGGAGUUGUUGCAGAUGCUGCUGCCACGAUGGCAACUCUGAUCUCGCAUCUCGAGAAUACCGCCAGCCACCAUUUGCCGGCGUAUAUGAUUCCGACUUUCUACAUCCCACUGGUGGAGAUUCCAAGAACUGGAACUGGCAAGACCGACCGCCGUCGCUUGAGAGAAAUUGUUGCUAAAAUGACCCUUGAAGAGCUUGCUGGCUUGACUCCCACCAAGGAACCACACCAUGAACCCUCGACAGUCUCUGAGCACACACUUUGUCAAUUAUGGGCUUCGGUUCUUGGUAUUGACCACCAAACCAUCUCGACUCAUAGUAGCUUUUUUCGCAUUGGCGGCAACUCAAUAGCCGCUAUACGGCUGGUUGCGGCUGCUUCUACCAAGGGAUUCUUGAUCUCUGUUGCUGAUGUCUUCAAUUUCCCCCGAUUAUCAGACUUGGCGAACCGCCUUGUAUCAGCAGAUCCAAUCCCAUCUGAGGCAGUUCUUCCAUUUAGUCUGCUGGGACCUGACGUUAAAGAACACUUUGUACGUGACCAGGUCGCUGCACGUUGUCAGGUUCCUGCAGAUCGAGUACUGGAUGUCUUUCCAUGCACGGAACUCCAAAAGGGGCUGCUCUCAAUGACGGCCAAGCGAUCUAACAGUUAUGUUGCCCGGCACAUCUUUCGGCUAUCGCCAGAGAGUGACCUGCAUCGACUGCAAGAGGCUUGGGAGAGAGUCGUGGAUCUAUUUGACAUCAUUCGGACCCGGAUCGUUGAUGUGCCAGGGAUUGGCCUCGUCCAGGCCAUAUGUUCGGAUCCUCCCCCCAUUCUUGACAGUGGUAGCCUGUCAGCGUAUAUUGCUUCUGAGAAGAAUCCCAUGGGUUUGGGGACAUCUCUAACGUACUGUGCGUUUGUCAAUGACAAGGAAACCGAUCAGUUAUACUUUGUUUUGGUAAUCCAUCAUGCUCUCUUUGAUGGUUGGUCUCUGCGCAUACUCCUCGAUGCCCUGGUGAGGGCGUAUGGUGAAGCAGCCAUUUCGCCACCAGUUCCAUUUCAGAAUUUCAUAAAGUUUAAUUCUAGCCUGGAAUCGAACGAGGCUGCGGAUUAUUGGAGGUCGCAGCUUGAAGGGUGCGAGGCCGCGUCGUUUCCACUGUUGCCGAUGCCAGCAUACCAGCCCCAUGGAGGGACAACGAUAUCACAUGCCGUGACCGGCCUCUCGUGGCCGCGGGUCGAUAUCACAGCACCCAACAUCAUACGAGCCGCUUGGGCAAUACUGCAAGCUCGACACUCUGAUUCUACUGAUGUUGUUUUUGGAGCUGUGGCUGGUGGUCGUCAGGCUCCUGUUCCUGGCAUUAGCGACAUUGCAGGACCAACUAUUGCCACGGUUCCUGUGCGUGUGAGAGUCGAUAAAAACACACCGACAACUGAAUUGAUAAGGCAGGUGCAAUGCCAAUCUGUUGGUAUGCUGCCAUAUGAGCAGUUUGGUUUGCGCCGGAUCAGAUCUCUCGGCGAGACAGAGGCUUCCGCUUCUGGCUUCCAGACCUUGUUGGUUAUCCAGCCGAGGGAAGAUGCACAGAACGGCGUGUUACCUGUCGAUAAAACAGAUCCCAUCUUCUUAACGCAAGUUGAAGCCGAUUCUACACCCACCUUCCAACAAUUCAAUACCUAUGCCCUAACGGUAAUUGUUGAUAUCUGUGAUGAGGGAUAUGACAUAGUUCUCAGCUUUGAUACUAAGGUUCUAGCAGUUGGAAUAGCUGAGAGGAUGGCAAAGCAGCUGGAAGUCAUUACACAGCAACUGUGUGAUACGACCCGCAUUAACGCAGCGGUAUCAGACAUCAAGACUUCAAGCGUGCAAGAUCUUGCUGAUAUAUGGUCUUGGAAUGCUUCCGUCCCGCAAACCAUUGAAGCUUGCGUCCAUGAACUCUUCGAUGUUGCGGUCAAGAGACAACCUGAAGCACCUGCUGUUUGCGCCUGGGACGGCAGCUUUACAUACCGGCAACUUGACGACCUUUCUACCAUCUUAGCUCACCAUCUGACUGCUCUAGGAGUAGGUACAGGAGAUCUAGUCCCGUUAUUCUUUGAAAAAUCUAGAUGGACCCCAGUGGCGAUGCUAGGUGUGAUGAAGGCUGGAGCUGCAUCUGUCGCGGUGGACACGAGUCACCCCCCAGCACGGCUGUCCGCUAUCGUGCAGCAAGCGCACCAUCACUCCAAGAAGCGGCUUGUUCUAUCAUCUAUACUCAAUGAACGCUUAGCUCGUGGCUUAGUGACCGAUGAUGGGGUAGAGGAGGCUGAGGUUGUUGUUGUUGUGGAGAUUAUAGCUCAGCAGACAAAUAACAUCAGCAUCCUACCGCGAAAGCAAGCCAGGGUCGUUCCAGAUGAUUUGCUAUAUGUUGUUUUUACAUCCGGCAGCACUGGGAUACCAAAAGGAGCGAUGAUAAAUCAUAGAAACUUUGCCACUGCCUUCCAUCACCAAGCGAGGAAACGCAUGCUGAGUUCGUCUUCGCGCGUGUAUGAUUACCCCUCCUACGCUUUCGAUGCCGCAUGGAGUACGGCUUUGCACACUCUCUGCAUUGGUGCCUGUUUGUGUAUUCCCAGAGACCAAGACAGGCUUGGUAACAUUGCUGAGUCGAUACGAUUCUUCGAGGCAAGUUACAUCAGCCUGACACCUACAGUGUGGAGGCUCAUUCGACCAGAGGAUGUCCCUAGCCUGCGCACUCUUCUUUUAGUUGGAGAGCCUCUUCGCAGGUCCGAUAUCGAGGCGGUCGAGCACCUUGAGCACGUGUACAAUGCAUAUGGACCUGCUGAGUGUACGAUUGAGAGCACCUUCAACCAGAUUACCUCUCGUGACUCGGAUGUAAACAACAUCGGCAGAGGUCGUGGCGUUGUGACCUGGGUCAUAUCUGACCAGCUGUCCUCAAGUACACUUGCAGCUGUUGGUGAGAUUGGGGAGUUAUGGAUCGAGGGACCUCUUGUUGGUCAAGGCUAUCUGGGCGAACCAGAAAAGACUGCUGAUGUCUUUGUUCAAGACCCAAGCUGGCUGCUACAAGGUGGGCCGGGCGUGCCAGGUCGCCAUGGACGCCUUUAUCGAACCGGUGAUCUUGUCCGGUACAAUCCUGAUGGUACACUCCAGUUCAUUGGGCGUAAAGAUAACCAGGUCAAGAUUCGGGGUCAGCGUGUCGAGUUGGGCGACGUCGAGACCCAUGUCAAGCGGAUGCUCAACACCCCAGAGGCGCAAGUUGUGGCGGAGGUCAUAUCUCCCCUGGACAGCCCAAACCCAAUACUUGUUGUUUUUGUUGAGCCUGGAAGUUGCGAGAGCAUCGAGGCUACGGUGUCAGAUCUUACCAAAGAUCUCAAUGACAAGCUUCUGCCACAUCUCCCAGUGCACAUGGUCCCAUCCCUAUACGUACCGAUUGCGACUCUUCCAACUACCAUUACUGGAAAGGUUGAUCGAAAGCAGCUUCAUCUGAUGGGAAGAUCACUAGAUCUUGUUCAAUUACAAGCCAAAAACAAAGCCGAUCGAAUACUGCCUUCGAACAAAAUCGAAGCAAUCCUAGCAGACACCUGGGCCAGCACCCUUGGGAUCUCGUUGGACCAUAUAUCGAUGGAUACUCCAUUUAUGAGAAUCGGAGGUGAUUCAAUCAGCGCGAUGCAGGUCGUCUCUAGACUUCGGGCCCGGAAAAUAUCUCUUACUGUCGGUGAUAUUCUACAGUAUUAUACUAUCAGGGAUAUUGCCCCUAAAUGUAAGCUGCUCACCCAACAAUCUACGAUAAAAGAGGAGUUUGAGACAACAGAGGAAGCCUGGGGUCUAUCUCCGAUUCAGCAAAUUUUUUUCUCGGCUCACCCUAGUGGGGAGUCUCACUUUAACCAGAGCUAUUUGCUUCAACUAAGGAAGAGCUUCAAGAGUGCCACCCUGCAAAAGGCUGCCGAAUCACUUGUUUCCAGACAUCAUAUGCUUCGAGCACGCUUCAGAUGCACACCUGGCAAUUCAUGGGAACAAUACAUUUGUCAGGAUGAUCCAUCCACUGGGGCAUGUUUAUUUACAGUGCACGAUGGACUCUCGCAAGAUGAGAUGAGCGCUGUUGUCCAAUCCAGACAAGAGUCGCUGGACAUCACCCAUGGACCAGUAUUCACGGUUGAUUAUUUUGACAAUGGAGUGCAGGAGCCAGUAAUUCUCUUCACAGCACACCAUCUCGUCAUUGAUCUCGUCUCCUGGCGCAUUCUGUGGCAUGACUUGGAGCAGUUGCUCAAUGGAGCAGCCCUUCCACCCGUUGAGACUUCGUUCCGCGAGUGGACCAAGAUACAGCAGAGGCUUGGGCACGACAGUCAAUCCACACCCAAUUUACCCUUCCAGCUCGAAAAUGGGUUCGACUUUUGGGGCGUGGAUCCAACAAGGAAUAUCUUCGCUGCUGCUGAGACGCACAGAAUUUGUCUAGAUAAGACCACAACAUCCCUUCUACUCGGCAGCUCAAACUUGUGUUUGAGGACAGACCCAAUCGACAUUAUGAUUGCCGUGUUAAUAAAGUCCCUGUGCGAUCUAUUUCCGGGCCACCCAGCACCGGCAAUAUUCGUAGAAGGUCAUGGUCGUGAGCCACAAGAGAGUCCGGUGGAUUUGUCCGAAACCAUAGGCUGGUUUACAUCGUUGGUUCCAGUACAAGCACCAAUCCAACCAGACACCAGCAUUGUUGACACGGUGAAGUUUGUCAAAGACAUUCGUCGACAAACGGUCGGGAAAGGCUUGCCUUACUUUGCAUCUCGGCAUCGAGAAAAGAUAGACCUUUCUGCGCCUGAGAAUAACGCCGCAUUUCUCUUCAACUAUGGAGGGGUCUUUCAACAGCUUGAGCGGAAAGACUCUCUAUUUCGUCAACUUGAGGCUGAUAUUGCUGAGGUGGCCCCAAACGCACGCCGCAUAGCUCUGACAGAAAUCGACGGGUCUGUUGUAGGCGGGAAGAUGCAUCUGUCAAUAUCAAUCCACCGCGAUAUAAACCACUACAAGUUACUCGAGCAAUGGGCCUACAACCUCAAGGAUGCAUUCCGCACGGCGGCACACUCUCUUGACAAACAUGGUGAAAUUCCAACCCUCAGUGAUUUCCCGUUGGUAACUAUCCCAUCAUACGGCGAACUGGACAGUGUGGUGGCCCAAUUAGCAGCAAGAGAUAUCGGCAUCAAAGAUGUUGCUAGACUAUUGCCCUGUACACCUAUCCAAGAAGGUAUUCUUUUUGGCAUUGCCAAAGGAUCAGCGAGCUAUCACAUCAUUCAAGUCUGGAAGUGCUCCAGCUUGAGCCGCAGCGUGCAAAUCGACCCUACACAAUUGGAGGCUUCCUGGCGGGCGGCUCUGAGCCGACACUCUAUCUUCUCAACGGUAUUUCUCGAGUCGGUGGACCUGGGCGGAUUUCUACAAGUGCAGCUGCAAAACGCACCGUUGCGAAUUCGGUGUGUCCAUUCUGGCACGGACUGUCCAGCGGUUAUGUUGGUAGAAAUGGGGAGACCAGUGUUCUCUGACCGUGAGCCGCCUUAUCUGGUUACGAUUUGCCAAUCCUCAAGCGGCGAGGUCGGCUGUCGAAUUGACAUCGACCAUACUCUUAUUGAUGCAGUUUCUUUCCCGGUCGUUCUCAAUGACGUUGUAGACGCUUACAGCGGAAAUUCAGACCGAGCAGGACUUCGUGCUCCCGGGUUUCAUCGAAUAGUAAAGGAAGUCUUGGCGGUCUCGCCCCAAAGGAAACUGGAAUACUGGAAGAAUUAUCUUUCCGGAAUCAAGCCUUGCAGUAUACGAGCUACAGUUACUUCGGAAACUGUUCGUACAGAGGGCUGCCAAGAGAUAAUCACGCUUCCAUGCCUCGUGACGGAUAGAAUUGAUGCAUUCUGCCGUGCUGGAAACAUUACUCGCUCGACGUUCUUGCAGGUAUCGUGGGCAAUAGUACUCGCUCAACUCACAAAUGAACAGGAUGUGUGUUUUGGAUACCUCACCUCCGGGCGGGAUAUUCCCGUCGAGGGCAUCGAGGAAAUUGUUGGACCUCUAAUCAAUAUGCUGAUCAGCCGAAUUAAUUUGGGCAGCUCAGCUGCCAAUGUUAUUGGAAAUACCGGGAGGGAUCUCCUCGAGCAUUUCAACUAUCAGCACAUCGCUUUAGCAAAGCUGCAAUCAGAAUUGGACCUGCAUGGCCAGCAACUUUUUGAUACCAUCUUGACAGUUCGUCAAGCCCAGAAUUCAGUCAAGGCUGGCCAGCUCAAUUUCCAGGACUUCUUUACUUACGACCCAAACGAGGUAUGUUGUUGAAUGCCCUUGCAGGAGGAUGAAGUAUGUUAACUGUCGUUAGUUCUGCAUUGCCGUUAAUGCUGAGUUGGACGGGGCCAGCACUCAUGUUCAACUUGUCUACCAGGACGACUGUAUUGAGACGUGGCUCGCGCACGAGGUCGCUGAAAUAUUUCAGUCAGCUAUUAGCUUUUUAUUGGAUGAUGGGCCAGAGAUUGCCGAUACGGCUCUCCAUGAUGCCUUCUUCAAUUAUCGAUCAGGCGGCAGUCGGAGUCAGGCAGAAUUAACCUGGAAAAACCGGCUUCGUGGGCUAGAAGCCGCUCAGUUUCCAACUCUACCCAACCCUUCAACCAAGCCUAAGUUGGAUUCAAUGACAGAGCUCACAAUGGAAGGAAUAAGCCUACCAGGGACUGACAGUGAGACGACCGCUGUCAUAUGGACCGCAUGGGCUUUCUUGGUGGCUGGUUACACUCACACCAAUGAUGUCCUCUUCGGCGGUACGAUCUCGGCGUUUGAUGCUGCAUCUACCUCGACGGAUCCCACGGCAGUGCCUGGGCCGCCAGUAGUACCAGUACGCAUUACGAUAGAUCGUAACAUGCAGGUAGCGACAGCGCGACAGGAGGCGGAGGCAAUUUACAACGAGAUGUCACAGUUUCGCCGGAUAAACCGACACUGGAUUCGCCAGCUUGGAGACGAAGAGAAGCAAGCCUGCGAUCUCCAAACGUUGCUUCAAGUAGAAAAUGCUGAAAGAAGUGCCCUUGUAGAUUCGUCGACGACAGCCUCAGAGUCAGAUGGCUGCUUCUCACUGCGUUUAAAGUGCUCAGUGCGAGAUGACAGUUUGGACUUGAAAGUCUGGUUUGACUCUUCGGUACUUACAAUGACACAAGUUCGAAGAAUUUCGUACCAGUUUGAAAACCUCAUUGGACAGUUCAACAAAAUUGAGCUCCAGUCUCAAGAAAUACAUGACAUUCAAAUGGCAAGUAGAGCCGACCUUGCUGAUAUCCAGCUGUGGAACGGGUCUAUUCCUCAAUCUUCGAGCGCCUGUAUCAACGAUCUCUUUGCUGCUACAGCUGCCAAGCAGCCUGAUGCUUUGGCUGUAUGUGCUUGGGACGGAGAGUUCACAUACAAAGAGCUUGAUAACCUCUCAACCAGAUUGGCCUGCUGUUUAGCUGCAAUGGGAGCGAGAACAGGAACCAUCAUACCAUUAUGCUUUGAAAAGGGCAAGUGGACCUCGGUAGCUGUCUUGGGAGUCAUGAAAACCGGAGCAGCAUCGGUCUUGAUGGACUCAGGUCAUCCAGAGGCCCGGCUUCGUACAAUUGUACAGCAGGCACAUUCAAACUCAAACAAAUGCUUUAUCCUGGCUUCUAAACGAAGCGAAAGUCUAGCUAGCAGGCUUAAACUUGGUCUACAUGGUGGAGAAGAGGUUACUCUAGUCAUCGCAGACAAUUUGUCCCAGACUGCGGAGAAUAUGCCAAAGUUGCCGGCCAAGAGGCCUCAGCCGGAUAGCCUACUAUAUAUCGUUUUUACAUCAGGCAGUACUGGUACCCCAAAGGGAGCCAUGGUUAGUCACAAGAACUUUAGCAGUGCAAUUCACUACUACCGGUCUAUUUUUGGCUUUGCACAGACAUCGCGUGUGCUGGGUUUUGCAUCCUAUGCCUUUGAUGUGGCCUGGUUCAACAUCUUACACACCCUAACUGCAGGUGGAUGCCUUUGUAUUCCAAGCCAGGCUGACCUUCAAAACAACUUGGGCGGGUGUAUUCAAAAAAUGCGAGUCUCCCUUGCUGCACUGACGCCUACGGUAUGGGAUCUACUGGGUGAACAAGACCUCGAGAAUUUCGAAACCAUAAUAUUCACUGGAGAGAGACUUGCUCCCUUAGACACCAAGUAUCGAAGACUUGCAGCGUCCAUAUUCAAUGCGUAUGGUCCAGCUGAGUGCUCAGUUAUCAACACUAAUACCCAGAUCAGCCAGAAUGACACUAAGGAACCGAGUAUAGGGAAAGGAUACGGGGUCACAACUUGGAUCGUCCGCCUUGACGGUUCUGCAAUUGCAGCUAUUGGCGAGAUCGGAGAACUUUGGGUCGAGGGCCCUCUCGUCGGCCAAGGAUACUUGGGAGACGCAAAGAAAACAGCUUACGCCUUUGUUGAAGACCCUUCAUGGUUAUUACCAAGAACAGGCGUAACUGCCGGCCCGAAGAGGCGCGUCUACCGUUCCGGUGAUCUUGUUCGCUAUAACUCUGACGGGACCAUCCAGUUUAUAGGCCGCAAGGAUGACCAGGUGAAAAUCAGAGGUCAGCGCGUUGAGCUUGGCGACAUUGAGGCUCAUAUCAAGAAACUACUAGCCUCAACACCUGAUGUACGGGUUGUGACGGAGAUAAUUUCUCCGCGUGAGAGCUCUUUCCCCGUUCUUGCUGCAUUUGUUUGCCCAGCCAGAAUUUAUCAAAGUCUCGAAGUUACUGUAUCGGACCUUACAAAGGAUCUCAACGAGAAACUACUUUUGCACCUCCCAUUAUACAUGAUUCCAACCAUCUACGUGCCGAUAUCUACUCUUCCCGUUGGCCUUACUGGGAAAAUCAACAGAAAGGAACUUCGCCAAAUCGGUCAAGGGCUAACACUUGCUACUAUGAUUGAUGGAGGCGAUGCUCCUAGUACAAAGCCUCCUCUUGUUGGGAUUGAGCUGCUUAUCGCCAAUGUUUGGGCGGAAAUUCUUGGAAUUUCACUGAAUUCCAUCUCACGAGAUAUUCCAUUCAUAAGACUUGGGGGCGAUUCAAUCACCGCCAUGCAAGUUAUAUCUAGGCUCCGUGUGCACAAAGUGCAUCUUACAGUAAGCGACAUUCUCCAACAUCAUACUAUUGAGAAGAUUGCUUCUAGAUGCAGCCUAAGAUCAGAGGAGAUAUUAGUAGAAGGGCAAUCUGAAGACACAGAAGAAGCCUGGGGAUUGUCUCCAAUCCAAAAGAUGUUCUUCCUUUUACACCCGGAUGGAAAUGAUCACUUUAAUCAAAGCUUUCUCCUCCAAUUAUGUGAGAAACGCACUGUGACCGAGUUUCAUAAGGCUGCUGUAUCAAUCGUUUCCAGGCACCCAAUGCUUCGAGCACGUUUUAGGCGUAGCUCAGCUGGUUCCUGGGAGCAAUAUAUUGUGCUGGAAAACCCAGGAGCGUUUUUGUUCACUGCACAUCGAGAGGUCACUCUUCCUGCUAGAGAUUUACUCAUACAGUCAAGGCAAAAGUGUUUGGACAUUAUCAACGGUCCGGUAUUUGCCGUUGAUUACUUCAGCACUGGACAUGACAUCUACGUCUCUUUCACGGCACAUCAUCUGAUUAUUGAUCUGGUCUCCUGGCGUAUCAUUUGGCAUGAUAUGGAGCAGCUUCUGAAAGGAGUGAGCCUUUCUCUGCCCAUGACAACAUCUUUUCGCACCUGGACCAAGAUACAACACCAGAUUGGUCGCUCAGGAAACUCUAGAGAUAAGUUGCCGUUCGAAUUGAUAAAUACAUACGAGGAUUGGAAUGUGCCACCACCAGAGAACACUCAAGAUUCCGCCACAGACUUCUCGCUUUCUCUCGAUGCAUCUUUAACAUCUCUUCUACUCGACAGAUGCAAUCUAUCUUUGAGGACAGAACCUACAGACAUCAUGGUUGGCAUACUACUAUUUUCGCUACAUAAACUAUUUCCUACUCGUCCUGUACCAGCUAUAUUCAUCGAAGGUCACGGUCGCCAGGCCACUGGAAAUCAUUCGGUUGAGCUAUCGGAGACUGUGGGCUGGUUCACGUCUCUAUGCCCGGUACAGAUCGCACUGCAAGAACACGACAAUGUCAUUGAUGCGAUAAGGCUAGUCAAGGAUACUCGCCGGGCUGUUGCAGAAAAGGGUCUGCCUUAUUUUGCAUCCCAGUAUCAACAGGACUCACAAUUUACACCUGAUCACCAUCUAGAGUUUCUAUUCAACUAUGGAGGAGUGUUUCAGCAACUUGAAGGGGGUGAUUCGAUGUUUCGUCGUAUUGAGCAUGAUAUCAUGGAGGCGUCGCCCAGCACGCGACGAAUGGCGCUCGUGGAAAUAAACGGGAUCAUUGCUGAGGGAGUGCUCAACCUCUCAAUAUCAAUCCAUCGAGGAAUGAAGAGCUUUCAACUAAUGGAGAAAUGGGCAAAUAGUUUGGGGGAUGAAUUUGGGUCUGCGAUACAAGGUCUAAUCAACUCGCCAACCACACCGACGUUGAGUGACUUCCCAGUCCUAGACGCCUCGAUUGUGAAACUCAGAAGUUUAAUCACUCAGAUAUCAGCCUUGGGCUUUUCCUUGACUGAUAUUGAGAACUUGAUGCCCUGUUCCCCGCUACAGGAAGAUAUCCUUUUGAGUAUUGCGAAAGAGCCAACCAGCUAUCAUAUCGUUCAGAUAUGGAAAUGUACCGAUAUUGCCCACGGAAAUCCAGUUAAUGUUGAAAGACUCGAGUCAGCCUGGCAAAUUGCAACAUCACGGCAUUCCAUCUUCUCAACAAUAUUCAUAGAAUCACCAGAUCUCCAAAGGUUUGUGCAAAUUCAACUUCGAGAAGCAUCAGUCCGGAUAAAGCACCUCAAGUCUGAAUCAGAUUGUGCCACCAAAGCAUUGUCUGAAGGAUUUGAUGAGCCAGAGUUCUCCGCCACUGAACCUCCUUGUGUUGUCACCAUCUGUCAAACGUUGAGUGGCGAUGUAGCUUGUCGCUUAGAUAUCAGCCAUGCGAUUAUCGAUGCGGCCUCUUUACAUACGGUUCUUUCUGACGUAUCGGUGGCGUAUUGUCAACGCAGCAGACUGCCACCUGCAACAAGCUUCCAUCGGGUGAUGGAAGAGAUAGUGCGCUCUCCACUCGAGACUAAGCUGGAGUAUUGGAGAAACUUCCUUGCUGGUGUUGAGCCUUGCAGGAUUGCAAGGGCAGCCCGCUCGGUCGACAAGGGCGGAAAUCAUAAAGAUAUUACUCUCGCGACCUCUGUGACCAGCCGGAUUCAUUCCUUCUGCCAAGAUCGAGACAUUACUCGCUCGACAUUCAUACAAGUCUCUUGGGCAAUGGCUCUUUCUUAUCUAACAAGCAUGUCGGAUAUCUGUUUUGGAUACAUCACGUCAGGUCGGGAUAUUUCCAUCGACGACAUUGACAAAAUCGUCGGGCCACUCAUCAAUGGACUCGUUAGUCGCAUCAAGCUGGACGGCCCGGUUGCGGAUGUGCUCGAGGAGACCAGCAGAAAUCUAAACACCCACUUCAACGUCCAGCAUGUUUCCUUGGCAAGAUUGCAGGGCGAAUUGGGACUGUCGGGCCAACAGCUGUUUAAUACAGGACUGAGCAUCCGGAACGAUUUUGGAAGCAGUCAGGUCAGCCAGGACCUCCACUUCCAGAAUACUGUCACGCGUGAUCCAAAUGAGGUAUGCCAAUAUCCCAACCGUAGAAAUAUACCAAGGAAUUUCGCUAAUACAAAAAUCUAGUUCGAUAUCACCGUCAGCGCUGUGCUGAGCGGUUCAGAAACGGAGAUUCAGCUUGUCUACCGCCCCGAUUUCAUUGAUGAAUCACGUACACUUGAAGUAGUUGAGACUUUCCAAAUGGCGAUGGAGUUUUUACUUCAAAAUAGGCCGGAAUCUCAAUCACAGUCUCUCUAUGAUGCUUUUUUCACCUUCCGAACAGGUGCUAAUAGACUGUCUGUCGAGCAAAAUUGGGAGGAGUGGCUUCACGGGCUUGAAUCGUCUCAGUUCCCUCCACUGUCAAACUCAAUACAUACACCCAAGCCAGAAUCUCAUGCUCAGCACAGCAUUGCUAGGACUUAUCCAAUAGGCAGUGAAGCAGAAGUAACGAGUCUGUUGUGGACAGCAUGGACCUUCUUGGUUGCCGGGCAUACUGGCGUGGAUGAUGUAACUUUCGGAAGUAUAACAUCAUCUUCGAGUAUAAGAUGCCACCACGAUGAUGCAGCAGGCAUAGGAGAGACUUUAAUGGUUCCAACGAUCGUGCCUGUCCGAAUGAUGAUUGACCGCCGCGCACCGGUUCAGAAGCUGCGAGAGAAAGCAACGGCAAUGUAUAGCAAGUUGACGAAAACUUGUCAUAUAGGUCAUCAUUGGGUCCGGCAGCUGGGAGCAGAGGGUGAAAAGGCUUGCGAAUUUCAAACAGUCCUUGAAGUGCUUGGGGAUGGUGAAGCUGAACAACCUUGUUUGGCCACGUCAGAGAUGCCCAUGAACUUUGCCCUACUGUUGAAAUGCGUCGUGCAGGACAACAGCAUCGAUCUAACUGCUCGAUUCGACUCUUCUGUAAUCGACAAGACGCAAAUGCUGAGAAUACUUCGCCAGUUUGGAGGCUUGAUCAAACAGUUGAGCUGUAAUCAACUCCCAUCAACAACAUUAUCUGCCGCUAUCCAAACUAUCAGUGACGAGGAUAUCAAUGAUAUUUGGAUGUGGAAUUCCCCUGUUCCAGAGCCUGUUGAAGGACUUGUCCAUGACGUCUUUAUGAAAAUAGCGGAGAGGCAGCCUAAUGCACCGGCAAUCUGCGCCUGGGAUGGUGAAAUGACCUACAGGCAACUCGAUACUCUAUCAACCAUUUUGGCUCAUCAAAUUGUCUCCCUCGGGGCGGGUCCGGGAACUAUUAUUCCUCUGUGUUUCGAAAAAUCUAAAUGGACACCUGUGGCUAUGAUGGGGGUCAUGAAAUCUGGAGCGGCAUCCGUAGCUCUAGACUCGAGCCACCCGGAGGGUAGAUUGCGCACAAUUGUGCAGCAAGUACAUUCCUAUUCGAAACAACGAUUGAUUCUUUGUUCUGGGCUAAAUGAAGACUUGUCCCGCAAGAUAGCCCAGACUGAUGCCGAGGAGACUCUUGUGGUUGUCGCUGAAAGGAUCACUCAAGACAAAGCUGAGGUUCCGAUGUUCAAGUCAGCUGAGAUUUGCCCCGACGAUAUGCUCUAUGUCGUUUUCACAUCUGGCAGUACUGGCAUACCCAAGGGAGCAAUCAUAAACCACAGGAACUUUUCCAGCGCGGUUCAGCGGCAGGCCGCCCAGACCGGACUUGACUCAUCGUCCCGCGUGUUUGACUUUGCAUCAUACGCGUUCGAUGCAGCGUGGUUCAAUAAUUUGCAUACACUUGCCGCUGGAGGAUGCAUUUGCAUUCCAAGUGACGACGACCGGCAAAGCAAUCUUGUGUCCUCUGUUGUCAAUUUGGGAGCCAACUACCUACCCAUCACACCAAGUGCGGCACGAACGAUCAAACCAGAAACAGUGCCCAAAGUUCGCACAUUGAUGUUCGCCGGAGAAAAGCUCCUACGGCCUGAUGCCGAUCAAUGGCAGGGGCUUGCCACAGUCUAUAACGCCUAUGGUAUCGCAGAAUGCACAAUUGGAAGCUCUGUGGGAAUAGUCGAGGCCGGGUCCACGGAACCAAGCAUUGGCCGGGGUUGCGGAUCCGUCACUUGGGUCGUUCGCCAAGAUGGGCUUGGGCUCGCAGCAAUUGGAGAAGCAGGAGAACUCUGGAUUGAGAGUCCGUUAGUUGGUCAAGGGUAUCUGGGAAAUCCCGAAAAGACGGCUCAAGCUUUCAUCCAAGAUCCGCCGUGGCUACUUCAAGGUGGAGGGCCUCGUUUUCCUGGCCGCCGCGGGCGCCUCUACCGGACAGGUGACCUUGUUCGUUACAACAGUGACGGCACCCUUCACUUUGUCGGACGCAAGGACUAUCAGGUCAAAAUCAGGGGUCAGCGUGUAGAGCUCGGUGAUGUUGAGAGCCACAUUCAGCAGGUGUUGGCUUCUCCCCCAAAUGUACAGGUUGUUGCGGAAGUCAUCUCCCCGUCGAGCAGCCCUAACCCGAUACUCGUUGCUUUCAUCAGCCCUCCUGGAGAUUAUCGUGAAGACAGUGAGAGUCUGAAGAGCCGUGUGUCAGCUCUCACACAUAGUCUCACUGAUACGCUUCUAAAAUGCCUCCCAAUAUACAUGGUUCCAUCGGUCUAUAUCCCAAUUGCAAAAAUACCCACUACUCUGACCGGAAAAGUCAAUAGAAAGAAGCUUCAUGAGAUUGGCAACAAUUUGGACCUCGGUCUUUUAGGCCAGAACAAUGGCAGUAAUCUCACACGUCCUUCGACCCGGAUUGAGUUGAUACUAGCGACGGCCUGGUCUGAAGUUCUUCACAUUCCCAUCGAUCAGAUAUUUAAAGAUAUUCCCUUUACAAGGCUGGGAGGGGAUUCGAUUACUGCCAUGCAAGUGAUUUCCAGGCUUCGCAACCAACAAGUAUAUCUCAGUGUGGGCGACAUUUUAAGGUAUCAUACAAUAGAGAUGAUUUCCCCAAGGUGCAAGUUUGACCAUGAUGGAGCAAGGGGGGACGAAGUGGAAAAUGAACAAGCAUGGGGCUUGUCACCAAUCCAGCAGCAAUUCUUUUCAGCCCAUCCUGACGGCCUUAAUCACUUCAACCAGAGUUUUCUUCUGCAGAUGCAGCAAAAUCAUAGUGCAGAAGCAAUACGCAAGGCAGCUGUGGCCCUUGUCGCCAGACAUCCGAUGCUCCGAGCGCGAUUCAGGCGCAUCUCAGACGACACAUGGGAGCAGUAUGUUAUCCGCGACGGCCCUGAUUCUUUUUCAUACGUGGUGCAUAACGUAUCUGUUGCCGAGAUGAACCAGCUCGCACAAUCGAGACAGGAGUCCUUGGAUAUUGUGCACGGCCCAGUAUUUGCUAUUGAUUAUUUUAAUUUACUAGGCAAAGAGAAGAACAACAUCCUGUUCUCAGCACACCAUCUGGUCAUUGACCUGGUAUCUUGGCGCAUUAUAUGGCAAGACUUGGAGAGGUUACUAGGAGGAGCAGCUCUCCCUCCGUCUGUAACCACUUCAUUCCGCAGAUGGGCUGGCCUACAACAGCAACUCUGUUCCAAGGAUGAAAACGCUCCCUUGUUGCCUUUUGAGCUUAUAAACAAGCCCGAAUUCUGGGAUAUAACGCCAGAGCAAAACGUUCUCAGCGCGGUUGACGAUCAUAAUGUGCACCUUGAUAGUGCGUCAACCUCGCUUCUGCUUCAAGACUGCAACGCAAGCCUAAGAACAAAGCCUGUUGAUAUUAUGGUUGCCAUCUUAAUCCAUUCUCUAUAUUCCGAGUUUCCGGAUCGUCCUGCUCCAGCCAUUUUCCUCGAAGGCCAUGGCCGUGAAUCAUUAGAUGAUACUUCGAUCGACUUGUCGGAAACUGUCGGAUGGUUUACCUCUCUUUAUCCAGUACAGAUCUCUCUUACAAAGGAAAACACUGUCGUUGAAGCGGUCAAGUUCGUGAAAGAUGUUCGCUCAAAGAUCAUCGGCAAGGGUCUGCCGUAUUUCGCCUCUGAAUCUCAGAAAAAGAGUGGCUCAUCUUUCUGCAGCCAGAAUAUAGAGUUUGUUUUGAAUUACGGCGGCAAGUUCCAGCAGCUUGAAGGACGGCGCUCUAUAUUCCAUCGAGUCAGGGCAAACAUUGAAGAAGCAUCACCAAACACACGGAGGAUGGCUUUAGUAGAAGUCAACGGGAGUAUUAUCAACGAAGAACUGCAUUUAUCAAUAUCAGUCCAACGACAUAUGAAGCAGUACCCAGCCCUUAAGAGAUGGAUAUACAACCUUCCGCACAAUUUCCGCACAGCAAUACGUUAUCUGUCUACCCUGGCCUUGACGCCAACCUUGAGUGAUUUCCCACUUCUGCCUCUUUCAUACCGGGGGCUAGAAAAGAUCAUCGCCCGUCUAGAGAAAUCUGAAAUAUCUCCAGAAUCCAUCGCAGAUAUACUCCCAUGCACACCAUUGCAGGAGGGAGUGCUGUUGGGUAUCGCAAGGGGGUCUGCGAGCUAUCGCAUAUCUCAGAUUUGGAAAUGUUCUAUAGCCUCUAGUCAGUGCCUGGUGUCUUCGGAGAAGCUCAAGUCUGCAUGGCGGAUGGUCAUAGGUCGACAUGACAUUUUCUCAAUGAUUUUCAUGGAAUCAGCAGAGCUUCAAACAUUCAUUCAGAUACAGCUUCAAAAUACACCCCUUCGCGUUAGGCUCAUACACUCCAGCGAAGAGACCGCAGAAGAAGCAUUAUCGAAGACUUCGAUGCCUGUGUUUUCUGAUUUCGAGCCUCACUAUUUCAUUACAAUCUGUGAGGGACUGGGCGGUGAAGUAGCCUGCCGUCUGGAUAUAAGCCAUGCUCUUCUUGAUGCGGCAUCAUUUCCUAUUUUACUAGACGAUGUAUCAAAGGCCUACAGUCAAGUGCGAAUGCCUCAGCCCGCCCCGAGCUUCUAUUCCAUCGCCAGGGAAAUUUUCCAAGUUCCAGCCCAAACCAAAUUAGAAUACUGGGCCAGUUUUCUGUCUGGUAUAACUCCUUGUAGGAUACAGUCCCUGAAUGAUUCGGGCAAUGGAACUAACACUGACGGGGGACCUUUCAAAUACAUUUCCCUCGAAUCCUGUCUAACUGACCGGAUUGACGCAUACUGCCGCAGUCAUGAUCUCACACGGGCCACAUUUCUGCAGGUAGCUUGGGCAAUGGUUCUGUCCCAACUGACUAACAAACAAGAUGUGUGUUUUGGUUAUCUUGCCUCUGGUCGAGAUCUUGUGGUUGACGGCGUCGAGGAAGUUAUUGGUCCCUUGAUCACGACCCUCGUGAGCCGCGUCGAUUUAUCUGGCACUACUGCGAAGGUGUUGGAGGAGACUGGGAGAAACUUGUUGAAUCAUUUUGAUUUCCAGCAUGUCUCCUUGGCAAAGAUACAAGAUGGACUUGGACUACGCGGCGAGCAGCUCUUCAAUACUUCAAUGACCAUCCGGCAGGCUAUUCAUAAUACCAGGGCAGGAGAUGGGCAGCUCUGUCUCGAGAGUGUUUCUGGCAAUAGUACGAAUGAGGUAUGAGAAUCCCGAAUCUAAAUGAGUAUAAAGGUCAUUAACCAGAAAUAGUAUAACAUCGGUGUCGCUGUCGAAUUGAACGGAGCUGCGACCGACGUCCAACUCCUUCAUCAUCCGGACGUCGUUGGGGGAGUGCUCGCUUUGGAGGCUGCCGAAAUAUUUCAAAUGGCCAUUGGCUUUCUGAUGGACAGCGCGCUGGAGCAUAAAGAGAAGUCUCUGUAUGAUGGCUUCUUUGAGUCUCAGACCGGGUCUGACCGACACUAUGUUGAGUCAGUUUGGAGAGAGCAGCUGCAAAAACCAGACGCAACCACAUUUCCCGUCCUGCCGAAUCCCGCCUUCACACCUAAAUCGGAUUGUCUAUUCACCUGCGAUUUAACGGACAUACGGACUUCUGGAGAUGAGAUGGAAGCAAUCAGUGUUCUAUGGACAGCAUGGGGUCUCGUGAUAGCAGAUUACACAAGAGCAGAUGAUAUCAGCUUUGGGGCGAUAAUAUCAACACCAGGUGGUCUAUUAUCCCCCAACUCAGCUAAAGCAGUAGCACCGACAUUACCAACGACAUUACCAAUACAUAUCACGAUCAAUCGCGACUUACGGGUACAAGAGAUGCUAGAAGCAGUAGCAGCGACUUAUAUCAAAAUUAAGCGGUGUGGCCGGAUAACCCAGCAUUGGGUCAGGCAGCUCAAUGAGGGAGCAAAGAGCCCUGUAUUCCAGAGCCUUCUUCAAAUACAUAAGCUUGAAGAGGAAAGCUCGAAACUCCAUACCUCCAUGUCGGAGCUAUAUAGCAACAUCGCAUUACGACUGCUAUGCGAGGUUCGAAAUAACGGUCUCCGUCUUCAGGUACGGUAUGACUCUUCACUGCUUGAAAAGGUACAAAUAGAAAGACUGGCCCAUCAAUUCGGGGGUCUCGUUCGACAACUCAGCUCUGGCAGACGGAAAUCUCUGCGACUCUCUGAUAUACACACCAUUAGUGAGGAGGACCUGGCCGAUGUCUGGUCAUGGAACUCUCGUGUCCCAGAGCCAGUCGAGGCAUGCGUUCAUGAUCUUUUUGCUGCCACUGUUGAGGAAACCCCCGAUAGACUUGCUAUUUGUGCCUGGGAUGGAGACUUGACUUAUAAGCAGCUCGACAUUUUAUCUUCGAGGCUGGCUAAUCAUCUUGUCACUUCUCGAGGUGCCGGCCCGGGGACUAUUAUUCCUUUAUGUUUUGAAAAGUCCAAAUGGACCCCUGUAGCUAUGCUCGGGGUUAUGAAAGCCGGCGCUGCAUCCGUUGCUAUGGAUUCAAACCACCCGAAGGACCGGUUAGAAAUAUUAGUGCAACAAGCAUUUGGGCAUUCGAACCGUCGUCUCAUUAUAUCCUCCCGAUUGAACAAAGAGCUGUCUCACAUGUUGGCUGCAGAUACCUCCGAUCAAGGCACAGUCAUCAUUGCAGAGGAUAUAGCACAAGAAAAGAUGGAAGUAUGGAGAUUGGAUGCUGUCGAGGUUCAACCAAGUGAUAUACUUUACGUCGCCUUCACGUCUGGUAGCACAGGGAUCCCUAAAGGAGCGAUCAUUAGCCAUCGGAACUUCAGCAGUGCUAUCCGUCAUCAACAGGCCUCUUUUGGUUUCAAGUCUUCACAUCGCGUAUUCGACUACAUUUCUUAUGCUUUCAAUGCGGCAUGGUUCAACCUCCUACAUACCUUGGUCUGCGGUGCCUGUCUAUGCAUACCAAGUGACAGUGAACGAAAAGACGACAUCAUUGGCGCCAUGAAUAGGCUCCGGGUUACAUACGCAGUUGUAAUCCCAAGCCUUGCUAAAUUAAUUGAUCCUAGAGAAGUACGCAGCCUCCAACAAGCCAUGUUCGCCGGGGAACCAUUCAACCAAGCCAACUUACAGCAGUGGGAGGGUAUAACGAUUUGUAACUGCUAUGGGUGUGCUGAGUGUACAGUGGCGGCCUCCGUGGGGCCUGUCACGCAAGAUAAUGCAAUAGAUCCGGGUAUUGGAAGAGGCUCCGGAACAGUCACCUGGAUUGUUCGACCGGACGGUGCUGCGCUUGCAGCUAUUGGAGAAGUAGGAGAGCUCUGGCUCGAGGGCCCGCUGGUUGGACAAGGAUAUCUGGGAAACCCGGAGAAGACGGCUCAAGCUUUCAUCCUCGACCCCCCUUGGCUAACAAAAGGAGGAGGUAAUGUGGCCGGUCGUCACGGCCGCCUAUAUCGAACUGGAGACCUUGUCCAGUACAGCGCAAAUAAGACCCUGCGUUAUGUAGGCCGGAAAGAUAACCAGGUCAAAAUUCGAGGGCAGUUUGUUCAGCUUGGUGAUAUUGAACAACAACUACGAAGAUCUCUUGACUCUAAUCUGGAUGCUGCCGUUAUCGUUGAGGUUUCCCAACCAUCUGGUAGCAACACACCAUUGCUAGUUGCGUUCUUGUCUGUUGGAGACGCGCUCGAUGAUAACAAGAGCGAUGCUGAUGCUGUGCUAUCAAAACUGAUAUGUCUCUUGGAUGAAAAAGUCUCAGAGUAUUUACCGGCACAUAUGGUUCCUUCCGCUUAUGUCUCAUUGAAAGAAAUCCCCUUGACCGGCACAGGAAAGACUGACCGACGUCGUUUGAGAGAUAUGGUUGCUAAAAUGACACUCGAAGAACUUGCUGGCCUGAAUCCCGCCCGCGCUCAGGGGCGUCAUCAUCCUACCACGCCAGAUGAGCGCCGGUUAAGGGACUUGUGGGCUUCUGUUCUGGAUAUAGAUCGCGAGUCUAUCUCUACGCAUGAUAGCUUCUUUAAAAUCGGCGGCGAUUCAGUGGCUGCCAUGCGGCUUAUUGCAGCCGCCCGUGAUCAAGGCCUGUCGUUCUCUGUCGCUGAUGUAUUCCGCCGUCCACACCUAAAGGACCUUGCAGAGAUCAUCUCACAAGUUCCGGUCGAAAUAGAGUCAAUUGUCCCAUUUUCAUUAAUGGGGGCACAUAUUGACAGGAAAGAUCUUUGUGCACGGGCAGCCGCUCAGUGCCAGAUCCCUGAUGAUCAAGUCUUGGAUGUCUUCCCUUGCACCCAACUUCAGCAAGGUCUACUAGCAAUGACAGCCAAGCUGUCCAGCAGUUAUGUGGCCCGCAAGAUCUUCCGUUUGGAUCCCAGUACCGACGUUUCCAAGUUCCAAAAUGCAUGGAAACAAGUUGUUGAAUGCUAUGAUAUCCUCCGCACGCGGGUUGUCAGCCUAACAGGCACUGGCCUAGUUCAAGUCGUCUGUGCAAAGGCUCCUGAGGAUCAUAUAUCGGGUAGUUUAUCGGAAUACCUUACAAAGGACCGGGAGUACCAUAUGGGACUGGCAUCUGCCCUGUCAUAUGCCGCUUUUAUUGAUGAUAGUGAGAGCAAGAAUCACUAUUUUGUUUGGACCAUUCAUCACGCACUCUUUGAUGGCCUGUCUCUCCCUCUGUUACUCGAUGCCAUCGUCAAGAAAUAUAACGGAGAACAGCCACCUGCCACUGUCCCGUUCCAAGCUUUCAUUAAACUCAAUGCCACGCUUGAUCUACAUGACGCUACUGAAUAUUGGAGAUCACAGUUUGAGGGGUGCGAGGCUCAAAUGUUUCCAUCCCUACCAACACCAACACACCGGCCCCGGGCGAAUGAGACCAUAGUCCAUGCUUUCACUAACGUCUCAUGGCCACAGACUAAUAUCACGCCUUCUAAUAUCGUACGAAGCGCUUGGGCUAUCCUCCAAGGGCGGCAUUCUGGCGCGGAUGACAUUGUCUUUGGUGUGGUUGUGAGCGGCCGCCAGGCAUCAAUGCCAGGCAUCGGCAGUGUCAUGGGGCCUACCAUUGCCACUGUGCCGAUACGGAUAAUGCUGAAUAAGAGCAUCCAAGUAAAUGAGUUCUUGCAGCAAGUACAAUCUCAGUCCGUUGAUAUGCUCGCAUAUGAGCAAUUCGGUUUAUCUCGGAUAAGAGGUCUGGGCAAAUUGGAAUCGGAAGCCUCCAACUUUCAGACUUUACUUAUUGUCCAACCUGGAGAGGAUACCAAGGCCAAUGACGAUCAGUCUAGACUGUUGACGGAAAUAGACGCCGACCCCGCCACCACCGUUCAGCAGUUCAACACUAAUGCUCUGACAAUAAUCUGCAGCCUGUAUGAUCAUGGCUUUGAUUUGGUCCUCAGCUUUGAUAGUGACAUGCUCCCAGUCGAAACAGCAAAGCGGAUAGCAACGCAGAUGGAAGCCGUUGUACAACAACUCUGUGAUGUUCACCUCUGCAACCGAUACAUCUCCGAAAUUGAAACCACAAGCAUGGAGGAGCUAAGCACUAUCUGGUCAUGGAAUGCGUCAGUUCCAGAACCUAAGGAGGCUUGUGUUCACGAGCUGUUUUCUGGGAUAGCAAAACAAAGGCCUCACAUGCUAGCUAUUGAUGCUUGGGACGGAACCCUGACAUAUGGAGAGCUUGAUGAGCUAUCCACAACGUUGGCCGGCCACCUUAUUGCCAAAGGUGCCGGGCCUGGCACCGUUAUCCCAUUGUUCUUUCACAAGUCAAAGUGGAUAGUGGUGUCUAUUCUAGGGGUGAUGAAGGCUGGAGGUGCAUCUGUUGCUCUAGACAUGGGCCACCCAGAGUCUCGGCUACGAACAGUUGUGCAACAGGCAUGCUCCAGUUCCAAGCAGCGGAUAAUUCUAUGCUCAAAGUCAAAUGAAGACUUAUCCCGCAAACUAGCGCGAGAUGGUCCGAACCAAACUACUGUCCUUGUUGCGGAAGAAUUAGCGCGAGACGAGAUUCAAAUAGAUGCACUGCCAGAAACAAGCCCUGGCGAUUUGCUUUACGUUGUCUUCACGUCGGGGACUACUGGAACACCUAAAGGAGCAAUGAUCAGUCACAGAAACUUCAGCUCUGCCAUCCAUUACCAGCAAUCUAUUCUCGGUAUUACACAGUCAUCGCGCGUAUUUGACUUUGUUUCAUAUGCAUUUGAUGUAGCUUGGUGUAAUAUUCUGCAGACUAUAACAUCGGGCGGCUGUCUAUGCAUCCCAAAUGAGUCUGCUAUGCGUAACAAUAUAGGAAAGAGCUUGCGAGAGAUGAAAAUUUCGUUUGCCAUACUAACACCAACGAUUUGGGCAUUGGUUCGAGAGCAUGAUAUUCCAACUAUGGAGACUGCUGUUUUCGCCGGAGAGAAACUCCUCUCAGAGGCUACACGAUUCCAAGCUGUGAAUCGACUGAAUGCUUACGGGCCUUGUGAAUGUACAGUUUUAAGUACCAUUUGUGAGAUCAGGCAAAACGACACAAGAGAGCCGAGCAUAGGCACAGGACAUGGGAUGGUCACUUGGGUCGUCCGUGCCGAAGGUUCCUCGCUUGCCGCGAUUGGUGAAGUCGGGGAGCUCUAUCUCGAGGGGCCGCUGGUUGGGCAAGGCUACCUUGGUGAUUUGCGGAAGACUAACGAGGUCUUUAUCCAAAACCCUGCCUGGUUGCUAAAGGGGGUACCUGGUACCUCUGGCCGGCGUGGGUGUCUGUAUCGAACCGGGGAUCUUGUUCGGUAUAACACAGAAGGUACCUUGGAUUAUGUAGGUCGCAAGGAUGACCAAGUCAAGAUUCGUGGUCAGCGUGUUCAGUUAGGCGAUGUCGAGCAUCAUCUCCAGAUAUGUCUCAAGCCUCGACCGGAUGUUUCUGUCGUCGCAGAGGUUGGCCAACCUUGUGGGAGCGACACGUCUCUCCUAUUCGCCUUCUUGGCCAUAGGGGAGGCAGCAAAGGGGACCGGGACUGAGAUUCGUGAAGCAGUUGCAACCCUGAGAGAUCUUAUUGACAAGCAGAUCGUUGAAUUACUACCCACGUAUAUGAUCCCCGCAUUCUACGUUCCAGUGGUCGAAAUCCCAAUAGGUGGGACAGGAAAGGCAGAUCGGCGACGACUGAGAGAUAUCGUCGCGGGUAUGACUCUCGAGCAACUUGCUGAUAUAAAUCCCACCCGCUCCCGCGGACCGUUUCAAGAGCCUCUCACAGAUGCAGAACUCCGGCUUCAGCGUUUAUGGGCCACUGUUUUGGGGAUUGAAACUCACACCAUUUCCACUCAGGAUAGCUUCUUCCAGGUUGGCGGCGAUUCGGUGGCUGCCAUGAGGCUCGUUGCAGCCGCCCGCGACGAAGGGCUAUCAUUCUCUGUUGCAGACAUCUUUGAACAUCCCGAGCUCCAAGAGAUGGCUGGCCAAAUUUCGCGUGCAGAUACCGUCCACGAUGCGCCCAAGCCGUGGCAUCCGAGUACAUCCUUGAAUGAAUUGUCACCGACCAUUCAUGCUCUGUACCCAAACCUCGACAUUACCAUGGUCCAACGCACUACUGACUUUCAAACACAGUGCAUCCAUUCAGCAUCGUCGGCCCCGAUGGGUCAAACCUAUCACUUCUUUCUCGACUUUGCUGACGUCGAAGCUGAGCGGCUUGAAAUCGCUUGCCAUCGGCUUUGGGAUGCAUUCGACAUUCUACGUACCGUUUUCGUGCAGAUCGAUGACCGAUAUCUCCAAGUCGUCUGUGGCGAACUUCUGUUGGACAUUUCUAUACACACAGUCAGGUCUACGGUACAAGGAUCCCGGGACUGGUGCUCAGCAGAUGAUGCUGUUUUAGAAUUCGGUAAAUCCUAUGUGCGGAUGGCCAUAUUUCAAUCUCCGGAUGGGGCUACUCGCCUUGCAAUGCGUCUUUGCCAUGCACAAUAUGAUGGUUUUAUGUUGCAACAAAUUGUACGGUUCUUGGAGGCGGACUUGAAUGGCACUCCAACGCCAAUGACGACUCCGUUCUCGGAGUUUAUUCAGCAUAUUGAGCAAAACCGCGAGGCAUCCGGCCAGUACUGGGGAGAAGUUCUCGAUGGAUCUACUGUCGCUCGAUUGGACCAGGAUCCCAUCAGUGCCGCUGAAACAGCGACCAUCACCAAUGAGAUUGUGAUGGAAGCGCCUAGAAGCGACGUGACUGCUGCCAAUACUUUCAUAUCUGUAUGCGUAUUGGCCAUCUCCGAUCUUCUUGGAAGUAGAGAUCUGACUGUCGGCCUCCUCGUAUCUGGGCGUGCCAUGAUUCCUCACCAGAUGAAUAUCGCCGGGCCUUGUGUAAAUGUCAUUCCUCUCCGGGUCAACCUGGAACAUUGCGCCGAUUUCAAUGAAAUUCCCCGGGCAGUUCAAAAACAGCGUAUUGCUAGUCUGGCCUUUGAAGCGAGUCAAUUGGGUGAUAUUACCACGGAACCGACCGCACGGGUCUCAAUGAGAAGUCUUGGCUUUGUCUUGCAGUUUCAAAACAUUGAGGAGUACCCUGAGAUCACAGUACACGGAUCAUCGUCAAAGCUUGAGGUUUUCGAGAAAGGUGCCGCCUAUGACCUCCCUUCGAUCUCGAUUGUUGCUAGACCGGUUGGGCUGAAGUGGAAGGUUACUUUCACUGCAAGUUCUAGAUUCUAUCGCCGUGA